This is a messenger RNA of Callithrix jacchus (white-tufted-ear marmoset), 2849 nucleotides long. RefSeq names its product glycerol-3-phosphate acyltransferase 2, mitochondrial. Gene Ontology annotation, cellular component: mitochondrial membrane. The record is from RefSeq and is a predicted model, not a curated record. Gene Ontology annotation, biological process: glycerol-3-phosphate metabolic process; triglyceride biosynthetic process; phospholipid biosynthetic process. Gene Ontology annotation, molecular function: glycerol-3-phosphate O-acyltransferase activity. Lineage: Eukaryota; Metazoa; Chordata; Mammalia; Primates; Cebidae.
GGGCACGCUGCGUGGGGCGGGGCUUCCGACCCAGCCGCGCUUCCCAAUUGGCUUCGGGGCUUUCUUUGAGCUGGUCGCAGGGAGGUGGGUCCGCGCCUUCCAGAGGCUUCGCGGGGCCGCUUCUUUGGCGGGAGUUGGCGGCUGGUGUGAGGUUUCUGUGGAGAGAAGGAGAGUGGCAGAGGUGACUGGUUCCCGAAUCAUAUAGGCUCUCAUUGCCACCAUGUUGGAAAGCAGACUCCAGACCAAACCAAGGAGCAGCCCCAAUGACCGAGAGACUAGCCUGUGGUCCUCAGGCCUUGGGAUGAAGCUGGAGGCUGUCACCCCAUUCCUGGGCAAGUAUCGUCCCUUUGUGGGUCGCUGCUGCCAGACCUGCACCCCCAAGAGCUGGGAUUCCCUCUUCCACAGAAGCAUAAGGGACCUAGGCUUUUGCAAUGUGAUUCUGGUGAAGGAGGAGAACACCAGGUUUCGGGGCUGGCUGGUUCGGAGGCUCUGCUAUUUCCUGUGGUCCCUGGAGCAGCACAUCCCCUCCUGCCAGGAUACCCCACAGAAGAUCCUGGAAAGCACUGGGGUACAGAACCUUCUCUCAGGGAAGGUUCCAGGAGGUGCUGGGGAAGGCCAGGUGCCUGACGUUGUGAAGAAAGAGGUACAGCGCAUCCUGGGUCACAUCCAGGCCCCACCCUGGCCCUUCCUGGUCAGGCUGUUCAGCUGGGCGCUGCUGCGGUUUCUGAACUGCGUCUUCCUGAAUGUGCAGCUCCACAAGGGUCAGAUGAAGAUGGUCCACAAGGCCGCCCAGACGGGUUCACCGCUUGUCCUCCUCUCUACUCACAAAACCCUCCUGGAUGGGAUCCUGCUGCCCUUUGUGCUGCUCUCCCAGGGCCUGGGUGUGCUCCGUGUGGCCUGGGACUCCCGUGCCUGCUCCCCUUCCCUCAGAGCCCCUUGCCUUAUCAGGCUCUGCCCUAUGUCGCACAGAGCUCUGCUGAGGAAGCUUGGGGGGCUUUUCCUGCCCUCAGAGGCCAACCUCUCCCUGGACAGCUCUGAGGGGCUCCUUGCAAGGGCCGUGGUCCAGGAGGUCAUAGAUCAGCUGCUGGUCAGUGGGCAGCCCCUGCUCAUCUUCUUGGAGGAACCUCCUGGGGCCCUAGGGCCACGGCUGUCAGCCCUGGGCCAGGCUUGGCUGGGAUUUGUGGUAAGGGCAGUCCAGGUGGGCAUCAUCCCAGAUGCUCUGCUGGUACCAGUGGCUGUCACCUAUGAUGUGGUUCCGGAUGCACCAUGUGACAUAUACCAUGCCUCAGCCCCCCUUGGGCUGUGGACAGGAGCUCUGGCUGUCCUGUGGAGCCUCUGCAGCCACUUGGGCUGCAGCCGUCAGAUCUGCUCCCGGGUGCACCUAGCUCAGCCCUUCUCCCUGCAGGAAUACACCAUCAGUGCCAGAAGCUGCUGGGGCAGCAGGCAGACCCUGGAGCAGCUACUGCAGCCCAUCUUGCUGGGCCAAUGUACUGCUGUUCCAGACACUGAGAAGGAGCAGGAGUGGACCCCCAUAACUGGGCCCCUCCUGGCCCUUAAGGAAGAGGACCAGCUCCUGGUCAGGAGACUGAGCCAUCAUGUCCUGAGUGCCAGUGUGGCGAGCUCUGCCGUGAUGAGCACGGCCAUCAUGGCGACACUGCUGCUCUUCAAGCACCAGAAGGGCGUGUUCCUGUCGCAGCUCCUGGGAGAGUUCUCCUGGCUGACGGAGGAGAUACUGUUGCGUGGCUUUGAUGUAGGCUUCUCUGGUCAGCUGCGGAGCCUACUGCAGCACACUCUGAGUCUGCUGCGGGCGCAUGUGGCUCUGCUACGCAUCCGCCGGGGGGAUUUGCUAGUGGUGCCACGGCCCGGCCCAGGCCUUGCGCACCUGGCACGGCUGAGUGCUGAGCUGCUGCCCGUCUUCCUGAGUGAGGCUGUGGGCGCCUGUGCGGUGCGGGGGCUGCUGGUAGGCAGAGUGCCGCCCCAGGGGCCCUGGGAGCUGCAGGGCAUAGAGCUGCUGAGCCAGAACGAGCUGUACCGCCAGAUCCUGCUGCUGAUGCAUCUGCUGCCGCAAGAGCUGCUGCUCCUGCAGCCCUGCCAGUCUUCCUACUGUUACUGUCAGGAGGUGCUCGACCGGCUCAUCCAAUGUGGGCUCCUGGUUGCUGAGGAGACCCCAGGCUCCCGAGCAGCCUGUGACACAGGGCGACAGCGAAUGAGCAGAAGGCUGCUGUGGAAACCGAGUGGGGACUUUACUGAUAGUGACAGUGAUGACUUCGAAGAGGCCGAGGGCCGGUACUUCAGGCUGAGCCAACAGUUGCGCUGCCCAGACUUCUUUCUUUUCCUCUGCCGCCUGCUCAGCCCACUGCUCAAGGCUUUUGCACAGGCUGCAGCCUUCCUCCACCAGGGCCAGCUGCCCGAUACUGAGUCUGGCUACACAAAGCAGCUUUUUCAGUUCCUCCAGGCCACCGCCCAUGAAGAAGGGAUCUUUGAGUGUGUGGACCCAAAGCUCGCCAUCAGUGCUAUCUGGACCUUCAGAGACCUAGGGGUUCUGCAGCAGAUGCCGAGCCCUGCAGGCCCCAGGCUCCACCUGUCUUCUACUUUUGCCAGCCGGGACAAUCAGGAAAAACUGGAACAGUUCAUCCGGCAGUUCAUUUGUAGCUAGAACUGUGAGGUGGAGCCCGUAUUGAGACUUCUCAGCUCCAGAACAUAGCUGUGUCCUAGAGCCAGAAGACAGACAGGAGGCUGCAGACCCUUAGCUGCUCUAUAAAAUCAGAGCUUGGUUGUCCCUUGCCAUUCCCUCCUUUGACAUAAUAAACAAGGGGACUGGUCGUGUGGUCUUUUCCCAAGCCCAGCAG